Molecule: messenger RNA, 4884 nt
Organism: Triticum dicoccoides
Lineage: Eukaryota; Viridiplantae; Streptophyta; Magnoliopsida; Poales; Poaceae
Product: disease resistance protein RGA5-like
Exons: 3
Coding region: 126-4805 (1559 amino acids)
Biological process (GO): defense response to other organism
Molecular function (GO): ADP binding
Source: RefSeq, a predicted model, not a curated record
UCGUACCAGCACCCAUCGUUGACCAAAAUUGGCGCCUUCUUCGUUCCCCACGCCUGCUGUGCUGCCAUAGCUCCACUUCCUGCUCCUCAAUCGGAAUUUCUUGGCGUAGCUACAGGCGGAGAUCCAUGUUCCGAUUUAUCGGCGCUUGGCUACAGGCGGUGCUCCGGUAUAUUGCUGCGUGGCUUCCGGCGGCGGCGGAUGAUUCUGACGCCGCUGUUUCGUCGCCUCAUGCGGCGAUGGAUUUCCCCGUCACGGCUUCGCUCGGCCCCCUCCACCGGCCGCUCCAUUCCUUCAGGGCCACCAAGAACAACCUGCCGGAUGGGGUCAGCGAGGGCCAGGUCCGGCGCCUCGAGGCAGAUCUGGAGACACUGUUCACCGAGCUCAAGAUCGUGUCGGAAGCGGACGACCCAAGCUUCACGGCCAGGUGCUGGAUGAAGGAGGUGCGGGAGCUCCGUUACGACGCGGAGGACUUCUUCAACGAGGUCCCGCACUCCUCCGCCGGCGCCGGCGACGGUGCCACCCGCAGAGGCGCUCUCCUCACCACCAUCCUCUCGAUUCCCAGUAGGCUGAAGCGGCGGCGGCAGGUUGCAGAAGCUUUCUCAGAUCUGCGGGCUCGCGUGAAGGAUGCGAGUCAAAGACGCCAAAGUUUCCAGCUUGGUCCAGCGACCAUGAGAGAUGAAUUUGGGAAAGCCAAUGCCAGCCGCUCCCCCAAAUUUAUCGGUCUUGAGGAGUCCAUGGACAAGCUUGUCAAACUGAUGGCUUUUGACAGUGAAGAUGCAGAGCAACAAGUUCAGGUGGUAUCUAUCGUUGGAUCUGCAGGUGUUGGCAAAACCACACUUGCCAGGACCUUCUAUUGUAAAUUUGGAUGGAAAUUCCAGUGUCGGGCUUUUGUGCGGGUGUCGCGAAAUCCAGACAUGAGGAGGAUGCUUUCCAGCAUGCUCUCACAAAUUAAGGCGCCACCGGUCCAUGGCUUUCCCGAUGUGCAGGACCUUAUUGACCAUAUCAGAGAAUAUCUGCAAUGCAAAAGAUACUUGAUUGUAAUUGAUGACUUAUGGGCCUCCUUGACAUGGGAUGUUAUUAGCCGUGCUUUUCCUGAUGGUGAUUGUUGCAGCAGAAUAAUAGUAACCACGGAAAUCGAGGAUGUAGCACUGGCAUGCAGUAGGUACCAGUUUAAGUACAUGUAUGAGAUGAGUCCUCUUAAUGGUGAUCAGUCAAGACAGUUAUUCCUUGGUAGAGUUUUUGAGUCUGAAAAUGAUUGUCCUCCAGAUUUCAAACAAGUUGCAUAUGAGAUUAUCCGGAAAUGUGGAGGUUUACCAUUAGCAACUGAAGAUAUAGCAAGCAUGUUAGCAUGUCAGCUAAACAUCGAUCAAUGGAAACAUGUAAGAGAUUCUUUACCCUCUUUGAGUUUGAGGACAAACCCUAGUUCUGAAGGGUUGAAAGAAGUUCUCAACAUUAUUUACAAUAACCUUUCGCCAAAUUUGAAGACAUGCUUGCUAUAUCUUGGUAUAUAUCCAGAGGGAUGGACUAUCAGCAAAGAUGAAUUGGUGAAGCAAUGGGUAACUGAAGAUUUUGUCCGCGAUGAGCAAGACAGAGAGAAAACUGCACGAGAUUAUUUUGAUAUACUUGUCAGUAGAGGAAUGAUCCAACCUGUAGAAAAAGAUUAUAAUGAUGAGGUGUUGACAUGUACAAUUCACCACAUGGUACUAGAUCUUAUCAGGUGCAAAUGUCUCGAGGAGAAUUUCAUCAUUAAUGUGAGCUGCUUUCAAACAACUCCAGGUCUUCCUGACAAGGUUCGUCGACUGUCUGUCCAGUUUGGUGGUGCAAAAUGUGCAAGUAUACCAGCAGACUUCAUGAUGACUCAAGUUAGGUCACUUGUUUAUUUUGGGUUCUAUAACUGUGUACCUUCCAUUGUGGAAUAUAAGCUCCUUCGAGUUCUGAUUCUUCAUAUCUGGGCUGAUGAAAGCAAAAUAUUUGACCUCACUAGAAUUAGUGAACUGUUUCAGCUGAGGUAUCUGAAAAUUGAUUGUAACAUCACUGUCCAUCUGCCAGAUGAGAUUCGACAGCUAAAAUUCUUGGAGACACUGGAGCUGCAUGCACCAGUAAAUGAUAUGCCAUCGGAUAUUAGUUGCUUGCCAUUACUUCGCACUCUGGGCUAUUUUGAUCUCAGCAAGAACGCAACAGAGACUGUACAGAGCCUUGGGGAGCUGAACAAUCUCGAAGACCUUCAUCUCACUUGGUGUAACAGUGCAGAGCCUGACAAUCUGAAGAACAAUAUGCAAUGCCUGGGCUCAAUUCUCGGGAAACUCAGCAACCUCAAGUCUUUAACUCUAGUACCUGCAGCCGCCUCUCAUGCAGAUGUUCUGGGCGACGCUGGUGGUGCAAGCGUGCAUAUUUCUGGCGAUGUCUUCAGCAGCGUGUCCUUUCCCCCAGCCCUUCUUCAGAGGCUUGAGCUAGGGCGCUGUUGCAUCUUUUCCAGCCUACCCGAGUGGACCAAAGAACUUGGCAAUCUCUGCGUUUUGAAGAUCUCAGUUAGGAAGCUGUUGAGUAAAGAUAUAGAUAUUCUCAAAGGAUUGCCAGCCCUCAUGGCUCUCUCGCUGUACGUCUGGACUGCCCCUGUAGGGAAGGUCAUCUUUGAUAACGAGGGAUUCUCGGUUCUCAAAUACUUCAAGUUCACGUGUGCUGCCCCAUGCGUGGCAUUUCUGAAAGGAUCAAUGCCUAGUGUCCGGGAGCUUAAGAUAGCAUUCAAUGCUAAUAGAAUGGAGCAAUACAGCCAGAUAUUUCCUGGCUUAGAGUACCUGAUAGAACUUAGAGAGAUCACUGCAGAAGUUGGGGGCACUGGUACUGAUGAAUCCGAUAAAAGGUAUGCGGAGUCGGCAUUGAGUGGCGCCAUUGCCAAUCAUCCAUGCACUCCUAUAAUCAGAGUACAGUGUGUAGAUCAGAUUUUAUUUGGUGCCGUCACACAAGAACAAGAACACUGGACUCUGGACGAACAACAUGAGAUACAAGAGGAAUUGCUUGAUCCUCCCAUACCAGUACAAGAUCAGCCAGACAACAGCACUCCAGGCACUGAUGGUAAGGAUGAUUUCCAGAAGUUGCGCACAUACCUUCUAUUGCUUGGCAUCCUUGCCGCCACAGUCACCUACCAAGCUGGGACGAGUCCACCAGGAGGCUUUUGGGCAGAUAACAGUGAUGUGCAUACUGCUGGUGAUCCAAUUUUGGAGGUCAUCAGUCCCAAGCGCUACAAGGCAUUCUUUUAUUGCAAUGCCACAGCAUUUGUAGCAUCUUUGGUCGUCAUCAUCCUACUCCAGAGUCAGCUGAUUACCAUUCGUGCCAUCAAGCGUCGUGUAUUGCAAACAGCGAUGGCACUGAUCCUCUUUGGUCUCAUGGGAGCCUAUGUUGCUGGAAGCAGCAGGAAGUUCUCCACAUCCAUAUAUGUGUUCGCCCAAGUCCUCGUAGUUUUCGCCUAUGUUGUACUUCAUACUCUAUAUGAGAGCAGAGCCGGGAAUACUGAGAGUGCAGCAGGGAAUACUGAGAGCACAGUAGGGAGUACUGGGACUUACAUGCCAGAAACCUUCCAAAAUCCUAGUUCUUCUGAACCUACUCCUGAAGAAAUAAAAGAUUUGCAGAAGAGGCGCAAGUUUCUGAUGUUGCUCGCAACUCUAGCAGCUUCUAUCACAUACCAAACUGGGAUGAGCCCACCAGGUGGCUUUUUGGCAGAUAACAGUGAUGUGCAUGCUGCUGGUGAUCCAAUUUUGCUGGUCAUCAGUCCCAAGCGCUACAAGGCAUUCUUUUAUUGCAAUGCCACAGCAUUUGUAGCAUCUUUGGUCGUCAUCAUCCUACUCCAGAGUCAGCUGAUUACCAUUCGUGCCAUCAAGCGUCGUGUACUGCAAACAGCGAUGGCACUGAUCCUCUUUGGUCUCAUGGGAGCCUAUGUUGCUGGAAGCAGCAGGAAGUUCUCCACAUCCAUAUAUGUGUUCGCCCAAAUCCUCGUAGUUUUCGCCUAUGUUGUACUUCAUAUUCUGUUGCUUGUUAACAAGAGGCUAUGCAACGAUGGUCUGAGGCUACGUGCAUGCAUACUGGUUGUUCUGAUCAGCCUCAUGGGUGCUUUUGCUACUGGAAGCUGCAGAAAAGUGUCAACAUCUGGCUAUGUCAUUCUUGUUGUUCUUGCAGUGUUUGUCUAUGUCAUGAUUCAAGUCGCCAACACAAACAAGGGACGGAGUGCAGGUGAACAAACGGAAAGAUCGAAGGAGCAAGAACAAGAACACCGGAUUAUGGAAAAACAACACGAGACACAAGUGGAAUUGCUUGAUCCUCUUGCCGAUCACCUUAUUUCCACUCCAAGCACACAAAUACAAACCAGAGACGGUGGGCAGAAUGGAGGAGCAGAGAGAUCAAUGGAGGUGCUGACACUAGAACAACACCACAUGACUCUGGUCAAACAACACAAGAUUCAAGAGGAAUUGCUUGACCCUCUUCCCGAACUUCUUUCCACCUCAAGCACACAAACACAAACAAGAGAUGGAGUUCAGGGUGAACAAAUUGAAGGAUCGAUGGGGGUCCUAACACAUGAACAUGGGCACUUAUCUCUGGAAAAACAACAAGAGAUUCAAGAGGAAUUGCUUAAUCAAGCUCCUUCCGCUCCAAGCAGACAAACACAAGCAAGAAAUCAAGUGCAGGAUGGAGAAAUAGAGAGAUCGAUGGAGGUGUUUACACAAGAGCAAGAACAGUGUACCGUGGAUGUUGAGUAUAUAUGUGUUGCAUGUAGUAUGUAUAUUGUGGCCCGCCUCCUAGUUAUGUAUAGUUGAGAUUGAUGCUUACCUGUACUUAUAUAUACAUUGCACCGGCACCCCAUCAAUACAAUGAAUAUUGCAUUGCCAAACUAUC